UACUACAGCAGCUGAUGCUACAACUACAGUGGCUGACACAACUGCAGCUGAUGCUACAACAACAGUUGCUGAUGCAACAACGACUGAUGUUACAACAACAGUAGCUGACACAACUACAGUGGCUGACGCAACUACGGCAGAUACUACAGCAGCUGAUGCUACAACUACAGUGGCUGACACAACUGCAGCUGAUGCUACAACAACAGUUGCUGAUGCAACAACGGCUGAUGUUACAACAGCAGUUGCUGACACAACUACAGUGGCUGACGCAACUAUGGCAGAUACUACAGCAGCUGAUGCUACAAGUACAGUGGCUGACACAACUACAGCUGAUGCUACAACAACAGUUGCUGAUGCAACAACGGCUGAUGUUACAACAACAGUAGCUGACACAACUACAGUGGCUGACGCAACUACGGCAGAUACUACAGCAGCUGAUGCUACAACUACAGUGGCUGACACAACUGCAGCUGAUGCUACAACAACAGUUGCUGAUGCAACAACGGCUGAUGUUACAACAGCAGUUGCUGACACAACUACAGUGGCUGACGCAACUACGGCAGAUACUACAGCAGCUGAUGCUACAAGUACAGUGGCUGACACAACUACAGCUGAUGCUACAACAACAGUUGCUGAUGCAACAACGGCUGAUGUUACAACAACAGUUGCUGAUGCAACAACGGCUGAUGUUACAACAGCAGUUACUGACACAACUACAGUGGCUGACGCAACUAAGGCAGAUACUACAGCAGCUGAUGCUACAAGUACAGUGGCUGACACAACUACAGCUGAUGCUAAAACAACAGUUGCUGAUGCAACAACGGCUGAUGUUACAACAACAGUAGCUGACACAACUACAGUGGCUGACGCAACUACGGC
Owenia fusiformis is the source of this 879-nucleotide messenger RNA. The record is from the annotation of a GenBank genome assembly. Lineage: Eukaryota; Metazoa; Annelida; Polychaeta; Sabellida; Oweniidae.